GUCCUGCCCUCAGCCUCCAAUCCUUAAGAGACAUCCAGCCCCAGCAAUUGGAUUGGGCAGCCCGUCUUGACACACCACUGUGCUGAGUGCUUGAGGACGUGUUUCAACAGAUGGUUGGGGUUAGUGUGUGUCAUCACGUUCGAGUGGGGAUUAGGCGCAGGAAGGCUGCCGCGCCUGAGCUGUGUGGUCUUCUCCAGGGGAGAGUUGCAGGCAGUAGAACUCCUUCGCCGGGGGAAGAAGAGAGAGAAUUCAUCUGCUGCAGCCUCCGGAGAAGCAGUUUUUCCAGGUACUGAUGACCACCCACCAUCAUCUGAAGACGGUGAACUUGGCAAAUGACAUGCAGGUUCUCCAAGGCAGAAUAAGUGCAGAAAAACUUCAAAGGAGGACCCCAUCUGCAGAUGUCCUGAGCACCUCUGAAUACAGAAACUGAGCGUUCAUCCAGGAGCCCCAAUUCAAGCCCUUCGCAAACUAGGACCCCGAGGCUUCUUGUGCGCUUGAGACAUUGAACCAAAUACCAUGAGGUCUUCCUGCUGUGCUCUGGUGUUGGCUGUCCUGGGCAUGGAAUUGCUGGGGGGCCUGUGUUUGACCGUCAGAUCGCCGAGGUUCCGAGGCCGGGUACAGCAGGAACGGAAGAACAUUCGACCUAACAUUAUCCUGGUGCUCACGGACGACCAGGAUGUGGAGCUGGGGUCCCUACAAGUCAUGAACAAGACAAGAAAAAUUAUGGAGCAUGGAGGGGCCACCUUCAUCAAUGCCUUUGUGACCACGCCCAUGUGCUGCCCAUCCCGCUCCUCCAUGCUCACUGGGAAAUAUGUGCACAACCACAAUGUCUACACCAACAAUGAGAAUUGCUCCUCCCCGUCCUGGCAGGCACUGCACGAACCUCGGACAUUUGCGGUGUAUCUCAACAACACUGGCUACAGAACAGCCUUUUUUGGAAAGUACCUCAAUGAGUACAACGGCAGCUAUAUCCCUCCUGGGUGGCGAGAGUGGCUUGGCUUAAUCAAGAAUUCUCGUUUCUAUAAUUACACUGUUUGUCGCAACGGCAUCAAAGAAAAACAUGGAUUUGAUUAUGCAAAGGACUACUUCACAGACUUAAUCACUAACGAGAGCAUUAAUUACUUCAAAAUGUCUAAGAGAAUGUAUCCCCAUAGGCCCAUUAUGAUGGUGAUCAGCCACGCAGCACCCCACGGCCCCGAGGACUCGGCCCCACAGUUUUCAAAACUGUACCCCAAUGCUUCCCAACACAUAACUCCGAGUUAUAACUAUGCACCCAAUAUGGAUAAGCACUGGAUUAUGCAGUACACCGGCCCCAUGCUGCCGAUCCACAUGGAGUUCACCAACGUUCUACAGCGCAAGCGGCUGCAGACGCUCCUGUCAGUGGACGACUCCGUGGAAAGGCUGUAUCAUAUGCUUGUGGACACCGGGGAGCUGGAGAACACAUACAUCAUUUACACCGCUGACCACGGUUACCAUAUUGGACAGUUUGGACUGGUCAAGGGGAAAUCCAUGCCAUAUGACUUUGAUAUCCGCGUGCCUUUCUUUAUCCGUGGUCCCAGUGUGCAGCCAGGAUCGAUAGUUCCGCAGAUCGUUCUCAACAUUGACCUGGCCCCCACGAUCCUGGAUAUCGCUGGGCUGGACACACCUCCCGACGUGGAUGGCAAGUCUGUCCUCAAACUCCUGGACCUGGAAAAGCCAGGUAACAGGUUUCGAACAAACAAGAAGGCCAAAAUUUGGCGUGACACAUUCCUGGUGGAAAGAGGCAAAUUCCUACGGAAGAAGGAGGACUCGAACAAGAGCCUCCCACAGUCCAACCACCUGCCCAAGUACGAACGGGUCAAAGAACUCUGUCAGCAGGCAAGAUACCAGACCGCCUGCGAGCAACCAGGCCAGAAGUGGCAGUGCAUCGAGGACACAUCUGGCAAGCUUCGGAUCCACAAGUGCAAAGGCUCCAGUGACUUGCUCGCGGUUCGGCAGAGCACACGAAACCUCUACUCUCGUGGCUUCCCUGACAAGGACAGAGAGUGCACGUGUGCGGAGAAUGGCUAUCGAGCCAGCAGGCCCCAGAGGAAAAACCACAGGCAGUUCCUGAGGAACCAGGGGACCCCGAAAUACAAGCCCAGAUUUGUCCACACUCGGCAGACACGCUCCUUGUCCGUCGAAUUUGAAGGUGAAAUAUAUGACAUAAGCCUGGAGGAAGAAGAAUUGCAAGUGUUGCAACCAAGAGUCAUCGCCAAGCGACACGAUGAAGGCCGCAAGGGGCCAGGGGGUCUCCAGGCUGCCAGCAGGGAUGUGGACGGGAUGCUGGCUGACAGCAACGCUGUGGGCUUGCCCGCCACUGUCAGAGUGACACACAAGUGUUUUAUUCUUCCAAAUGACACAAUCCAUUGUGAAAGAGAACUGUACCAAUCAGCCCGGGCCUGGAAGGAUCAUAAGGCCUACAUUGAUAAGGAGAUUGAAGCUCUUCAGGAUAAAAUUAAGAAUUUACGAGAAGUGAGAGGACAUCUCAAGAGAAGGAAGCCGGAGGAGUGUAGCUGCGGGAAACAGAGCUAUUACAAUAAAGAGAAAGGUGUGAAAAAGCAAGAGAAACUAAAGAGUCAUCUUCAUCCAUUCAAGGAGGCCGCGCAAGAAGUCGACAGUAAGCUCCGGCUUUUCAAGGAGAGCCGGAGGAGGAGGAAGGAGAGGAAGGAGAAGAAGCGGCAGCGGAAAGGGGAGGAGUGCAGCCUUCCCGGCCUCACCUGCUUCACACACGACAACAACCACUGGCAGACGGCCCCCUUCUGGAACUUGGGCUCUUUCUGUGCCUGCACAAGUUCUAACAAUAACACCUACUGGUGUUUGCGUACAGUUAAUGAGACGCAUAAUUUUCUUUUCUGCGAGUUUGCUACUGGCUUUUUGGAGUAUUUUGAUAUGAACACAGAUCCUUACCAGCUCACAAAUACAGUCCACACAGUAGAACGGGGCAUUCUGAACCAGCUACACGUGCAGUUGAUGGAGCUCAGAAGCUGUCAAGGUUAUAAGCAGUGCAACCCAAGACCUAAAAGCCUUGAAGUUGGAAAUAAAGAAGGAGGAAGCUAUGACCCACACAGAGGACAGUUAUGGGAAGGAUGGGAAGGCUAAUCUGCCAAGUCCCGUGGCAGAAAUCAACUGGCAAGGCCCGGGAGAUCUCUACGGUGUGAACGAAAUCGCCUAUGCGUGCAGACAAAACAACAGACUUCGUCUGGGGGGCUGGACUAAUCACUUGAAGGAUGUAGAUAGAGUAUUUGCACUGCUGAACAGUCACCAUGAGCAAAAGUAAGCAGGUCCGAAUAGGACUACUUACUCCAGGAGAUGGAGUCCUGGCCGCAUUUCCUGCACCUCCCCUGCAGUGGAGAGGCCCUCUGCUGAGGCAGACAAAGACCUGUGGGUGGGGACGCUCCUCAUCCAACAUGGCCAGCCAACCUUGGAACCCUGCAUUUGAACCAACAUUCAAUCCAGAGAACACACGUGAGUGGACUAUCAGCAUUGCAGAAGUACACCGUUGGUCUUCCGAACACUGGAAACACCAGAAAACUGACCAAGGGAUGGGGCACGAGGAGAUCAGUCGUGACAGCGAUGUCAGUGGCAACAGCCUGGCGGAGCGGACACUCCAGCAGAGCCCUGGUCUGCAGCCCAUGAACAGGUAUCCACAAGCAUUUCUCCAGGGCAGCGGUUCGGGAGGAGAUGUUUUGAAGAUCAACUCUAACUUCCUGCGCAUCCCAAUGGAGCCUUUGUUCAUCCAUUGGCCAGUGUAUCCACCGGGCAGCUGCCUACGAACUCCAGCACAGUGGAAAGGAGGUCACCCCAGUGGGGGAGAAUCACAACAGGGAGAGCGCCCAGGAUCUAGAAGGCAGUGCCUCCCCACUACUCUCCUCCGAUGAGAUGGAGUUACUACCCCAGACACAGUAUUUUUUUUAACUUAUUAGUCAACUAAUAGCUACCAACAUUCCAAGCGGUCCUACACACAUUUGUGCGGUAGAAAUUAAUGUACACGUGAGCUACCUGUACACAGCGACUCAUGUUUUCAUUUGCUAACUUUCAACAGCAGGGAGAGGUGUUUUGCUGUCUUGUUUGGUAUGGCACUUAAACAGUGUUAGCUAGGGAAGGUGAUGGGGACAUGCAUAUAGACAUGUUACCUGCUCAAGAUGGCUAGAACCAUGGCUAUUUCUAAACCUUGACACCAUCAGCUAACCUUCCGACACACCUCCACCGCCUGCCUGAUGUAGUUUAGACUCAUCUUUCACCACUGGAUUUUUGAAUGCCAUCAUGUUGGGUUUCGUGACUUUGCACUCUGAUGUCUGAAUGCCGUGCUUAUUUGGUUCGCCUUAGUGUUUCUUGCCAGGCUUGCCACCAUCUCACCGGCUGUUCUCGGUGUGGCGCAGUAAUGGGCUCCAAGGAUGGGCCCCAUCUCAUUUGACAUAACUCUUUAGUCAGGAGAUACUGCGUGUCUUUGUCUUCGACUUGCUAAAACGAAUUAGCAGGAGGGCACGGCUAAUGAUGUUGGCAGGAAAAGUCCAGGAGUAAGCCAAACUGAGAUUGCCUGAUUUCCCUGUGCCUAACCUCCAGGUAGUCCUUAGUUCUGUAAGAUUGCUAAGUUCUGGUACUUUAUGGACAGGAUGAAAGGAUCAGAGACCUUUAUCUUUUUCAUUGCGAGUUUGCUUUUGUGACAUGGGUAUUCAUCGUAAGUGUGCAAAAAAUAUGUUUAGUUGUGCAUUUAUCUACGGAGAGUAUUAUUCCAUAAAAUAAGUGUGUGCUGUUUCAUCGUUUAAACCCACCAUAUGUGAGGUUCCUAUCAUAAACGUGAUGUUAUGUGCUUAUUUUUAAGGCCAUUGUCAAGUUCUGGUGUUUUUAAAGGCAUAUUUCAAAAUUCUGAAAGUCUGUGUUCUUGAAAACAUGCUUGUUUUGUAUUAGAUCUUUAAAUACCAGCAAAAUGAUUACCUCAUUGAGAGAGUUAUCAGUACCCUAUUCAGCUUUCCAAGAAGGUUGACACUUGGUAUUUUGUCUUUUGUUUUGUUUUGCUUAAUAGUGAUUUUCUUUUCAUUCAAAUGCAUAGGUAAAUUAUGUCUCCAUUAAGUGCUUAAGGUAACCUUUUUAAAAAAUUAAUUUGUUAUAGUCGAAUCUUUGAUAACUUUGAGAAAGUCUUUAUCAUCGACCAUGUACAUAUUUGAAAUUAACUAGUUGUUUAACAGAUGUGUGUCAUCAGCUGAAUGACAGAAUCAACAUAUUUAUGACCAUGAGUGAUGUUCUUUAUAAAAAGAGUUCAAGUUAUUAGGAAGUAUACGGGGUUGUAAUCUUGUAUAAUACUUAGUGAUACUUUUAUAGAACAAUUCUGGCUUCAGGCAAGUCUAGAAGCAAUAUUGCUUGAAAUAAAAGGUGUUGAAACUGUAUUUGUUUCAGAGAAGUCAACUUAAA
Messenger RNA from Echinops telfairi (small Madagascar hedgehog), 5430 nucleotides. It is a transcript of the gene SULF1, whose product is annotated as sulfatase 1. Gene Ontology annotation, molecular function: calcium ion binding; N-acetylglucosamine-6-sulfatase activity; glycosaminoglycan binding. The transcript has 22 exons. Gene Ontology annotation, cellular component: Golgi apparatus; endoplasmic reticulum; plasma membrane. The record is from RefSeq and is a predicted model, not a curated record. Bases 517 to 3120 code for a protein of 867 amino acids. Lineage: Eukaryota; Metazoa; Chordata; Mammalia; Afrosoricida; Tenrecidae.